Pichia kudriavzevii is the source of this 765-nucleotide messenger RNA. RefSeq lists its product as uncharacterized. Gene Ontology annotation, molecular function: mRNA binding. The transcript has a single exon. Gene Ontology annotation, cellular component: U2-type prespliceosome; U1 snRNP. Gene Ontology annotation, biological process: mRNA splice site recognition. NCBI's taxonomy places the organism in Eukaryota, Fungi, Ascomycota, Pichiomycetes, Pichiales, Pichiaceae. The record is from RefSeq and is a predicted model, not a curated record. Bases 1 to 765 code for a protein of 254 amino acids.
AUGACAUACUUAACGCCACGUCAAGAACAGAGAAAAUUACUGUCGAAUUUGUUAGGCUCGUCAAUGUACCAUCUCCCUGCGGGGUUCGAUCCCAAUAAACCAAAUGUUUCAUUGACGAGAGAGGACAUCGACGUAAGAAUCCUGGAAUCUCCAAGUGUAUGUAAGCCUUUCCUUUUAGGGGUGUGUCCAUAUGAAGUAUUUGACGGAACAAAGGAAAACGUUGGUCGAUGUCGAAGAAGUCACAACCUUCAACACCGAUUAAUAUAUGAACGUGCAGUUGAAUUAGGAAUUCCAAUGCCAAGAAGUAACUAUGAACUUGAUGCCCUGAAAGAACUGGAAAGAUUUGUAGGAGAUUGUGACGAACGAGUUCGGAUAGCGGAGCAAAGAUUGGACUACUCUGAAAGUGAUAAGCUAAUCUUGAAUGAGCUAGCUAGAAAUGUUGAGAUUUCCGAAAUGAAAUUGGCGAUACUGAAGGAGGAAAUACUACAUGUUGAAGACAUGAAGAAGAAAUUGGAAUUGUCUAUUUUGGUGAGACAGAGUUGGAAUGAAUGGGAAGCAGUCAAUUCGCAAUAUAAUGUUACCUUGGAGAAGUUAAAUAGUGUUGGUCAGCAGCAAAUGCAGGUAUGUUCAGUAUGUGGUGCAUACAUGUCGAAAGUUGACACCGAUCGUCGUCUUGUGGAUCAUUUCACGGGGAAGAUUCACCAAAGUUACGUUCUUCUUAGAGAGAAGCUAAAAGAACUGCGAGAGAAACAUGAGGAGGAUUAA